Messenger RNA from Arctia plantaginis, 534 nucleotides. Lineage: Eukaryota; Metazoa; Arthropoda; Insecta; Lepidoptera; Erebidae. The record is from the annotation of a GenBank genome assembly.
AUGAAUUCAGGCUAUGUAAGAAGACAGCCUCCUAAAGUACCCAAAGAUGGAUUUGGACCUCGUGGUGUUCCGGACUGCUAUUAUACAUCACGUGUGCUGAACUCUACAUUCCUUUACGUGCAAUUCGUAAAGAAACUUCGCCAGCAGGAAGAAGAUGAUCGCAUAAAAGACAUACGUGAGAAAAUAGAAAGCAAGGAGAAUUGUCAACAAGAGUUCUUUAUACGUUGUGAUCGCCGAAGACUUAUUAAUAGAACAUCCAUACGUGUCGCCUGUUGUAUGCAAGCAUAUCAAGAUUAUUUGAAAGAAAGAAAACAGAAGUUGUUCGAAGUUCUCUCAGCAGAAGAGGAAAGGAACAUACGACUGUUGGUAGAAUCUGUUCAAGCGGGUUACGAGUUAGCAUGGAACGCUAAAAUGGAUCGUCUCAAUUACCUUAUCGCUAAAAGAAAGAAAGAGCAUGAAGAGAAAUAUCAAGAUACGCCUUUGUCCAAAUCUGCACACGUACUCCCGUGCAUAUACAAAAUAAGAAGAGGCUGA